GCUAGCCAUUGAGUUCGACAAGGCCAACCGUGAGCUUCAGCAACGAGCCACGGAACGCAAGAGGGUGGACCGUAAAGUUGACAAACCUUACGGCAAAAAGAUCGCUUGCAACAAGAGAUUCAGAACAGUGCACAAGGCUUCUGCAGGUUGGGACGUCAACUAUGCUGGCUUGCUGCGAACUUGCUAUUGUCUAGGAAUCAAGGCAGCCAACGACCAAGCUGCUCACUUGUCGAGAGACAAAGACCAGAGUUUUCGCAGUGCCCAAGACAUGGUGCAUUUGUUCUACAAAAAGCACCGAGUCGUGCUGGCAUACGCUGAAAAGAUCCAUGCGAGCCAAGAAGUCUUCCAAGAUGACAUCGUGGAAGUGGAUACGGGACGUACAAGCGGCAAAACUGUUGGUGGAUCACGACAUCAUCAACGUCGUCUUUUGGCCCUGAAAGGUCGCUUGCAGAAGACUUGGGCAGUGCAUAGCUUGGAGACCAAAAUCAGCGAUGGUAAGAGGGGCUCACCGCCAGAGACAAAGUCCGAGAUGACACCGCUCUUGCAAGGCAGCCUAGGCAAAGGGGUGGUUGUGGCACCAGACAGUGCGCACGCUUGGCGUGCUGCCGCAAGUGGCCACGCACGCCUGACAGGCGUAAGUCCCCGACGCUUGGCUUGUGAGUACAAGAAUCGCUGGCGACUGGCUGGAGGGGACAAUGCCGCUGAGUCCUUGCUAGGACACGUGAAGAACGCAGGUCGUCGUAUGCAGACUGUGGGCAGAACUGGAUCGUCAGCUCUCAAGGAGGUGCAAUCUCUGGCUGCAGCUCGUUUGUUGCGUUGUCCUGGAUUACUGACUAUCCUCAAGGCGUAUCGCCAGUAUCGAGAAGCCGGCCUCAAGGGGCAGUUGCAGAUGUCACCGUCCCAAUGUUUUGAGCCAGAGAAAUGCGCAGUUCAACAAGAGCUGUCAACAGGGAUCAGGUUUCUCAUGUCUUGGAACCAGAUCGACUUCAAGGGCAAGAACGGAGUGCAGACCUUGCUGAAGCGCCUGGCCAUGGGUUGGGCUGGUUACUUGGGCUCGGAGACGCAGUACCGUUGCUCCGGCCCCAACGAGCGGUCGCUACAAGACGCAGCGGACGCAGCGGUGAAGCUGGGGAUAGGAGCCAGGGAGAUCGAAGAUGCGAAUGGUUGGGAAUUGCUGUUCUUCCAGAACACCUUGGAGGACCUCAAUGGGCGAUGCCCCAAAAACUCGCAGGUGGUUUACCACUACACCGAUCUGCCGAGCGCCAAGAGUAUCGUCCUGGGCCGCCGGGGGCUGCGCGUGUCGCGCGGCGGUUUCAAAGGCGGCGGGGUCUUUUUCUCGAAGAAAUCACCGGUGGAGGACGUCGACCCAGCGCAGGGCGACAGGCUCUGGCGGGAGCUGUUUCCUCGGUGGCGCGACCAGCAGCUGGUGCGGAACUACGGCGCCAAUGUGGCGCCAGGGCGGAAAAACCAGGUGGACGCUGUUUUGGUGUGCUACGUGCCCUUCAGCAUGCUCGAGGAUGUCAGCCAACGCAGCGAUGCGGCAUUCAUUUCCCUGGAGAAGUUCGAAACCUUCGCGGCCGAGUACUUCGCAUAUCGCAACAUCCCCAGGGCAUUUCGCUUGGCCUGA
Messenger RNA from Cladocopium goreaui, 1627 nucleotides. NCBI's taxonomy places the organism in Eukaryota, Dinophyceae, Suessiales, Symbiodiniaceae. The record is from the annotation of a GenBank genome assembly.